This is a messenger RNA of Enterobius vermicularis (human pinworm), 1179 nucleotides long. Lineage: Eukaryota; Metazoa; Nematoda; Chromadorea; Rhabditida; Oxyuridae. The record is from the annotation of a GenBank genome assembly.
AUGAAAGUAACCUUUGUGCAUCCUGAUCUUGGUAUUGGUGGUGCGGAACGUCUGGUUGUCGAUGCAGCAACAGCAAUGAGAAUGAAUGGCCAUCGGGUGGUUAUUGUUACCAACAGUUACUCAACAUCACAUUGUUUCGAGGAGAGUAAAAAUUUUGAAAUAAAAUCGGUUGAUGUCUUUCCCCGUACAAUCUUCAACAGGUGUGCAGCUCUCUGCGCUUAUAUUAGGAUGUGUAUUGCUGCUCUCUACGUAGCUUUUGCAGUGGAAACUGAUCUUGUUUUUUGUGACUCGAUAUCUGCAUGCAUCAUAAUUUUCCGAGCAAAAAUUAUAUAUUAUUGUCAUUUUCCGGACUUGUUGCUCACGGACAGAGAAACGUUUGUAAAGACUGUUUACCGGUCUUUCAUUGAUAGAAUAGAAGAGUGGAGCACUGGUAUGGCUGAUUUAAUAUGUGUAAAUAGUAAAUUUACAGAAGAAGUUGCGCAAGCGACAUUCAAAAGUUUAACAAAAAAGCUUUAUGUUCUAUAUCCCACCUUAAAUACUCAGUUUUUUGAUGACUGUCAACCGACAGAAAUUGACGGUAUCCCUGAAAGUGCAAAAUAUAUAUUUGUUUCCAUUAAUCGAUUCGAAAAAAAGAAGCGGGUUGGCUUGGCUAUAGAAGCUUUCGGUAUUUUAAUAAAAAAGGUUCCUGAGGAGGUUUACAGAAACUGUUUUUUGGUCAUUGCUGGCGGAUAUGACAAGAACAACGAAGAGAACCUAUUACACUUUAGUGAGCUGCGGGAACAUGCUGUUGAUCUAAAAAUACCAUCAAAGCAAAUCCUCUUCCUCAAGUCGCCCUCUGAUGAAGUGAAAGUGCAGUUACUGCGACAAGCGUUGACUGUUUUGUACACUCCUUCGCGGGAACAUUUUGGUAUCGUACCUGUGGAGGCGAUGUAUAUGAAGUGUUGCGUCAUUGCUGUUAAUUCUGGUGGGCCGAAGGAGUCGGUGGAUGACGGAGUUACAGGAUUCCUUGUCGAACCAAAUGCUGAGGAAUUCGCUAAAAAGAUGGCGAUGCUUAUAGGUGGAGAAAGGGAUGCAAAACGUAUGGGCGAAGCUGGUUAUCGUCGCGUAAUCGACAUGUUUUCGAUGACAAAGUUUAGGGACUCUUUAGAAAAGAUUGUUGAAAUUGUUUUUAAAGACUAA